GUGGAAUCAAGUUUAUGAUACUUCUACUUACAUUUAUAUUUUUUAUUAUACAGGAAAAUUUCUCUGCAAAGACGGUAUUUUAUAUAUUUAACAUAAAUUUUAAUGCAAUUAUGUAUUCACCAUUAUCACCACAAACUAGUCUCAGUUCAGAAUUAAGAAACAUUAUAAAUGAAAGAAAUAUGCUGAGUAUGCGAAGCCGAAUGAAAGUUUUACAUGCUUUGAAUCAAGACAGUGAAAGGUACGCGGAGGAAAGAGAAAGAACUCUAAGAUCACAAGCCAUUCAAGAGAUAUUAACUACAGAAGUUACCUAUUUACAACAAUUGGAAAUAUUGACAGAGUUUUUUAUACAACCUAUUAUUGAAAGAAAAUUAUUGAAUCAUCCAUUACUUGUCACUCUAUUGGAAAACAUAAAGACAUUAUAUAAUGUGAGUGGUGAAUUAGUGACAGGUAUAAAAAAUAAUCCUGACAAUAUAACUGAAGUAUUUCAUAAACUGGCACCUUUUUUUAAACUGUAUUCUAUUUAUGCUUAUGAUUAUACACAAGUGUUAAAUCUACUACAGACAAGUCAAGAUAAUGAUCCUGUAUUUAAAAAAUUUAUUUGCAAUCAAGAAACAAGACCAGAAGUAAGCAGAAAAUUGUCUUCAUUGUUAAUUACACCAGUGCAAAGAGUACCAAGAUAUCAAUUACUUGUUAAAGAAGUGUUGCAACAUACUCCUUAUAGACAUAAAGAGUAUAGAUCUUUACAAGCAUGUUUGGUUGAAAUUGAAAAAUCUGCAAAACAUAUAAAUACUUUAAUCGCACAGAAUGAAGAAAUGCAAAAAUUGUUAAAUCUUCAAAAAAGCAUCGUUACUUCGAUUAAUCUUGUUAAACCUGGUAGAGUAUUAAUUAAACAAGGACCGUUGAUGCGUGUUUCAAGAAGAGGCAAUUCUGCUUACAAGAGAUACUUUGUACUUUUAAAUGACACUUUACUAUAUUGUAAAGGCGAGCCAGAAACUUCAUUAAACGUAUCUUGUGUUCUACCUUUAAACAAGUGCAGUUUAACUUGUGUUUUAAGCAAAAAAUUGUUUCGUAUAACAUGCUUGCAUGAAACAUUCUUAUUAUAUUCAGAAAAUGGCGACAGCGACGAGUGGAUACAAUCUAUUGAAAGUGCGAUCAAAAAAUAUACCGAAUGUAGACAGACCUUGAGAAAGGAAAGUAGCUCGAGAAAGCCACUUAGACAUAAAAAUAUUAAUGAAUUUCCAUCAGAUGAUAUACCAAAAAAGUCCAUUAAAAGGAAAAGACACACAAGAGAUGAACAGGUAUCAUUGGAUUCUUCCAAUAUUAUAUACUUUAAAGAAGACAACGAAGCCAAUGACGAUAUUCCACAAGAAGAUACUUGCUUAUUCUUUUUAACCAAAAAAUUUAAACGAGAUCGGUUUCCUAAAUCUGGCGAUAUUGCUUCUCCAGCAAAAAAAAUUAAAUUACAUAAAAAUAUAAGCAAAAAAUGUAUACCUACAUAUAAAUAUUUAAGAAAAUCAAAUAACUGUAACGAUAAUGAUCUUGCAACAAUCAGGAUGCACGAAACAAGUUCAGUUGCGUCAAGCAUCGAAAAAAACGCAUCGUCACCAUUUCGAGUAAUCGGUGGAUUUUUUACCUACAUUGGUACAACUAUAAAAAAUCUUUUUACAUUCAGAUAGUUAAAAUACUCAAUCGCAGCAUAAUAAGAAAAAGAUAAAUUAUUGAGAUUAAAAUGAUAAGAAAUCUGUUUACAUUUAGAUAAUUAAAAUACUCAAUCGCGGCAUAAUAAGGGAACGAUAAAUUA
This is a messenger RNA of Camponotus floridanus (Florida carpenter ant), 1801 nucleotides long. RefSeq names its product FYVE, RhoGEF and PH domain-containing protein 2-like. Bases 15 to 1676 code for a protein of 553 amino acids. Gene Ontology annotation, cellular component: cytoplasm. Gene Ontology annotation, molecular function: guanyl-nucleotide exchange factor activity. Gene Ontology annotation, biological process: intracellular signal transduction. The transcript has 8 exons. Lineage: Eukaryota; Metazoa; Arthropoda; Insecta; Hymenoptera; Formicidae. The record is from RefSeq and is a predicted model, not a curated record.